GCCCAAAAUCCGCCCACGUGAAUAUCACAUGACGCGGGUGCGGUAUAAUUGGAAAAAACUUUAGACUGCGGUGUUGUUUGGCAUGGCUGGAGUGAACUACAAGCAGGACAUGCCUCCCAAGGGAGGCUACCAGCCCUUUAGGGUCUCUCGUCAUCUCCCAAACCGAGGACCUAGCGGGACUGUCAUCAUGCUGGGCGGAGUCGCUGUAAUGGGGUUUGGCUUUUACGUCAUAAAAAAAACGAACGAAGAGAGACGGGCACUGAAGAGAGAAAAACUAAAUGCGCGACUUGCACUGCUUCCACUUUUGCAGGCAGAGGAAGACAGGAGGAUGCUACGUAGCCUGGUGGCAGCAGAGGAGGAGGAGGCCCAGAUAAUGGCUGGAGUCCCUGGCUGGCAGGUGGGAGAGAGCAUCUACCACACUGACAAGUGGAUUCCUCCACAUCCGUCUCAGCUCAAGAACCACUAACACUGCUCUAUGUCAUAGUGUUAUAGUCUCUGUUCAGUUGUGUUGGCUGUUAUUUCAAAUUCUUCAAAUACUGUUAAAACUUCUCC
Messenger RNA from Geodia barretti, 552 nucleotides. NCBI's taxonomy places the organism in Eukaryota, Metazoa, Porifera, Demospongiae, Tetractinellida, Geodiidae. The record is from the annotation of a GenBank genome assembly.